AUGGCGCGCCCCCCCGCCCCGCUUCCUGGAAGCCGCUGCGCGCGCGGGCUGCGCGGUGGGCGUCUCGCCCCGGUGACGCGCGGAGAGACCGGGAGACGGGCGGUUGGAGCUCAGGAGGAUGAACUGAGGCAAGUUCUAGAGGAGAUGAAAGCCUUAGACGAGCAAAACCUACCUGAUGUGAAUAACGCAAAGUCAAGAGGACGAGGUGAUUUGGUCCCAGCCAUCAAGUUUCGACACUGUUCUUUGCUAAGAAGUCAGCGCUGCGCCGAAGCCGGCCUGCAUGACCGGCUGCUUCGGAUUAGAGCCCUCGGGUGGGGUUAUGGCAGUGUCUUGCCAAGUGCUUUACGAUUUCACAUGUCUGCUGAAGAGGUGGACUGGUUCAAUGGUUACAAAAUGUCCCUUGCUACCAUGAGGUCAUUGGCAGGAGACCAAGGUUUGGACAUCACACAGGAUGUGAAACCUCCAAAAAGCCUAUAUAUAGAGGUGCGGUGUCUAAAAGACUAUGGAGAAUUUGAAGUUGAAGAUGGUACUUCAGUGCUAUUAAAAAAAAACCCUGAGCACUUUUUACCUCGGUGGAAGUACGAGCAGCUGAUUAGACAAGGCGUUCUGGAGCGUGUGCUGUCAUGACCCCUGGCCAGAUGGCUGCUAAGACUCCCUCCUGGUGUGAGACUGCACCAACCAAGGUCACUUCUCCACCUCCCUCUCUACCUCCC
Messenger RNA from Dama dama (fallow deer), 713 nucleotides. Its product is annotated as DNA replication complex GINS protein PSF1-like. Bases 1 to 627 code for a protein of 208 amino acids. The record is from RefSeq and is a predicted model, not a curated record. The transcript has 8 exons. Gene Ontology annotation, cellular component: GINS complex. NCBI's taxonomy places the organism in Eukaryota, Metazoa, Chordata, Mammalia, Artiodactyla, Cervidae. Gene Ontology annotation, biological process: DNA strand elongation involved in mitotic DNA replication; DNA replication.